Penicillium subrubescens is the source of this 288-nucleotide messenger RNA. RefSeq lists its product as uncharacterized. The coding region runs from base 1 to 288 and encodes 95 amino acids. NCBI's taxonomy places the organism in Eukaryota, Fungi, Ascomycota, Eurotiomycetes, Eurotiales, Aspergillaceae. The record is from RefSeq and is a predicted model, not a curated record. The transcript is spliced from 2 exons.
AUGAGAUUCUCCUCCAUUCUCCUGACUCUCGUUGCCCUGGUCUCAUCUGGCCUGGCAGACAAGUCGUGUACCCCAAGUUUCGACUACUGCUCCGAUGUCCUGAUCAAGUCCAAGGGCUUCACUGAAGCGGACCUGAAGUCUGUUCUGAAAGGCACUGAUUUGGAGAACGAGGAUGUGAAGAACGUUCUCUUCCACUGCACGAACCCUGGUAUCGUUGGCCACCCCAAGCUUUGCAGCAGUGGAUGCAAGGACUCGGCAACGGAGGGAAGCCACCAGUGCGAUGGGUAA